Hibiscus syriacus is the source of this 1048-nucleotide messenger RNA. RefSeq lists its product as uncharacterized. NCBI's taxonomy places the organism in Eukaryota, Viridiplantae, Streptophyta, Magnoliopsida, Malvales, Malvaceae. The record is from RefSeq and is a predicted model, not a curated record. The transcript has 2 exons. Bases 345 to 755 code for a protein of 136 amino acids.
UCACUAUUCCAGCCUCUCUUCUUUCUCUCUGUCUUUCACUCUUAACCAUGUUAUUGAGAAACAACAUAACCUUAUUUUCUUCAAAUCUAUCUGUUUUCUCAUCUGGGUUUUAACGCUUUCCUUCUCCAGAUCAUAGCUUUUAAAAGCUUGGAACUUUCUUUCCUUUCACAAGUAUUUAACUUUCUCAACAUAAAAGUGGAAAAAGAUAAGUUCUGGGUGUGAUUGCUUUGUUUUGAACAGAUUCAAAUUGAUGGAUUUCUUGAUUACGAUUCAUAUUAACUUUGGUUCGUUUCAGACUGCAACUUGAUUUUUAUGGUAGCUAUUCAUUAGUUGGGUUUAAUAGUAUGGGUAGAGGUAGAGGAAAGGGGAAAAAGUUGACCGUUAGCAACCAUGAAGACGCCGGGAGUGGUGAAGAAGAGAAAAUUCCUUUGCAAAAGAGAAGGGGAAGGCCGCAAAAGCCGCUAAAAGAUGAAAUCAAAGACGAAGAAGUCGAAAAACUUGAUGGGGAUGGCGAGAAUGGAAAAGCUGAUAUAACAACCGAUGAGAGAAAUAGUCCCCCUGCUGCGGAGAACAGGAAAAAGAGAAAGCGUGCAUCGCAGGUGAAAGAGAAGGCCGAUUCGGUCAAAGAAGAGAAUGGCUUAGGCACCAGAUCGAGCACCGAUGAAUCGUCAAAGUCUAAUGGUUUCCGGCAAAAUGGGAGUAGGCGUAAAAGCAAGCCACAUCGAGCUGCUGAAGCAGUCGUUGAAUGCAAGUGAGGUUGUGGCGGUUAUCGCUAUAGGUGUCUUCUUUUUUCACUUUGCCAAACACAUGAUGAGAUGAGAAGCGAGGCCUCGUAAAUCUUUUUAUCUAAUAUUCCAUCUAGGUAAUUGUUUCCUACCACUUUUGGUGAUUCCUUAUCUUUGAUUGCGUUUCUAUUUUAUUUGGUUUUUGAACUGAUUGCGCUGUUGUAAUUUUUGAUAAUGCUAUUAUAUUCGACAUUGUCACGGGAUUCAUGUAAUAUAUCAUCCGGAUUACAUUGCCAAGCUCUUCCUUUCGCCAUUCUCAUAAA